This is a messenger RNA of Colletotrichum lupini, 1170 nucleotides long. RefSeq lists its product as uncharacterized. The record is from RefSeq and is a predicted model, not a curated record. The transcript has 11 exons. The coding region runs from base 1 to 1170 and encodes 389 amino acids. Lineage: Eukaryota; Fungi; Ascomycota; Sordariomycetes; Glomerellales; Glomerellaceae.
AUGCCGUUUCCCAUCGAUCAACUACUAUGGCGCAGGACAGUUUCUCAUUUGCAAGCCAAUCAGACGUCCGUGUCAAUUCUGUCUGUCAUCUACGCCACAAAUAUCAACACACACAAACACACGAUGAGACUGUUCGAGAUAAGCCAUUCGAGACACAGGUCUCCUCGCCGAGUCGCCGCCCUAAACCAUCUUGACAAUGGCAACAAUGUUUCAUGCGGCCAUCGUCCUGCCAAGCAAGGCACAUGCAAACGGAGGUCUACCGAAGACUGCUCACAACUAUCACUGAUCUACCUUACAUAUGCCUUGCCUACGUGCCUACCAGCCUGCUUGACGAACUGGCAGGUCCCUCGCUGUCAACAGCUCACGCGCAGUAUCUCACACCACUCGCUCCAACGUCGUUCAAAGAUUCCGCCGCCCGCCGCUGGCCACCAAACCCACCAGGAACCCAACUCUGCUCGCCGCUGCGCUCUACUGACGGUGGCCUGGUGCAGUGUGUUACAAUGCAGCCCUGAAGCAGUCGUGCUCUCCGCCGCACCCAGGCGAUGGCCAAGCCAUCACGGUAACUUUGCCAAUGCUUCCAAGCCGGGCUCAAAAGCUUUGGUCGAAGACAUUCCAACACCAAAGAAGAAGCUGCAGAGAGUAGCCGAGAUCAUUUUCCAUGCCAGCUUACAAACGAAAAUGACACUGGCGACACUCCAGGCCUGUCAUAUCUUUUUACACUCUAUCGCCGCCCAAAGGACCACCGCAGACCAUUCGCAAAUGGGAGCUGGCACUGCCGUAUCUAAAGUUCUGACAACCGCCCGACCAGCACGAGCCACUGAGCAGAGGGCUUCGCGCCGUCCCUUUGAGCAGCCAAAUCGUGGCCUCCGCAAACCACCCCUGGUUCCCCCCGCCACCCGUCCACCAUUCAACCUCGGCGCACACGCGCCCGACCCGACGCCCUUUCGCGAAGCCUGUUUGGGCGAGCUCUUCGGUCCUGCUGCCUCACAGGUCAGCGCCCGGCGCCACACGUCGACUUUUGGCCUGUCCAUCAGCCUAAUUGGAGUCAUGACUGCAAGCAAGCAGGAAAGCAAGCUCGAAAAAAUGAGUGUGACAAUAACCAACUCACACAACCCGGUGAUAGUCCAGGUUGCUCACGACUUUAAACAUUUAGACAACCUCAUGUCUUAG